AUGGAACAACCUGCUAUGUCAGCCGCACAUGGAGAGGUACCACCGGUCGGUGAAGUCUUUAUCACUUCACGGGUGGAGAUGUCGAGUAUCUCUUGCGAGCAAGAGGAUUUUCGCAAAAAGCAGCAGCGCACACGGCAGGAAAUAUCAGAAAGUCAUCGGCAGCAGUAUACCAAGGAAAAUGGUCAGCAUACUGGACAAGCAGUGCUACAAACUGGUAAGCUGCCAGCGGGUCAGAUUAUUGCCAUACCUACCAAGCAAGGUCAACACAGCAUCCAAUCUGUUCGAGGCAACCAAGUUGUAUUGCCAGUGAAUAAUGCUCCCAUAAAAUCACCUCUAAAAAUAGUGGAGCAGCAGCAACAUACUGUCGUCACUGGCCGAUCGUUAUCUACCUCACCUGUUGUAAUUCGAACACAAACCGGUUCCCUGUCAGGCAACCCUGUGCAGCAUCAACAGCAAUCGCAGCAACACCAUCAACAGCAGCAACAACAACAGCAGCAGCAACACCAGCAGCAGCACCAACACCACCACCACCACCAACCACAACAGCAGCAUCAUCACCAUCAUCAUCAUCAUAGUGCAACACCCCCUAAAAGCCUCAUAACAACUCCCAUUUUAGAUCACAGCGGAGCUCGGAAGAGACAUGAAUUUGAUUUUGAGUAUGGUGUUGAAAGUAAAAGGAGAAAAACUGAGAAAGGGGGGAAAGGACUUAGACAUUUUUCAAUGAAGGUUUGUGAAAAAGUAAAGGCCAAAGGAACGACAACUUAUAACGAAGUUGCGGAUGAAUUAGUGUCUGAGUUUACUGAUCCUACGAGAUGUGCAUCACCUUCUGAUGGUGCAAAUUAUGACCAAAAGAACAUAAGACGGCGAGUUUAUGAUGCACUGAAUGUUUUGAUGGCCAUGAACAUCAUUAGCAAAGAGAAGAAAGAAAUCAGAUGGCUUGGACUACCAACCAAUUCUGCCCAGGAAUGUCGUAAAUUAGAACAGGAAAAACAUAAAAGAGUGGAACGGAUUAAACUUAAAACACAACAGUUGCAGGAUCUCAUAUUACAACAAAUCGCAUUUAAAAACCUGGUGGAGCGUAAUAGGGCAGAAGAACGUGUAAAUGGCUCUCCAUCUCCCAAUUCUGCUAUUCAGUUGCCAUUUAUAAUUGUGAAUACAAGCAAGAAGACAGUGAUUGAUUGUGCAAUUUCCAAUGACAAAACGGAGUAUCUUUUCAACUUUGACGAUACUUUUGAAAUCCACGAUGAUAUAGAGGUAUUAAAACGAAUGGGAAUGGCUUUAGGAUUAGAGCGCGCACAGUGUACCCAGUCUGAUCUUGAAAGAGCAAAGUCGAUGGUGCCAAAGGCAUUAGAAGGAUAUGUAGUAGAUCUAGCUGAAGGGAACAAUGAACCCAAACUAAAUUUACGCGAGGACUAUUGCAUCCUUGGACUUGACAACCUUUCAGAAGAAGAUCUAGAAAUGGGCAGUAUGAUUCGAACUGGCAGUUCUGGUGGGACUAGUAGUGGAUUGGGUAUCAUAUCACGUCAGUCAUCUCUUAUAUCCCUCCAAAAUGAGCACCGACCAGAUUCUGUAUCUCCUUCAUCAUUUGGGGAUGAAGAUGAUGAAGAUAUAAUGGAUGAAUCGGAUGUAGAUAUGAGUUAAUUAAAUAUUUAGGAUAUAAUUAGUAUAUUAAAAGUGAAAUUUUAAAACUUUUAAGGCUGCAAGUUGGAUUCAGGCAAAGGCCAGUGAUGUGUUAUUUUCUAUUGUAUGCAUUUGUAUGUUGGCCCUAAAGAGAGAGAGAGAGAAGUUUUGCAAGCUAGUAUACAGUGGAUGAGAGAAUGUGAGAUUAAUUGGAUUGCUAAUAAUCAGAAAGCAGUGAAAUAUGGGCAUAAUGCAUUAGUUGAAAAACUUAGGUAUAGUAAUUUGUGGAAGUGGAAGAAAAAAAUUUGUAUACGGGAUGUGUUAUUGGAGCCAUUUUCAUGGCACAAGGGUCUCAGCCUUGGGAUUCAGUACAAAGUUAAGUACAAUAUGUACUACUGUAUCUCUAGUGGCAUAGGAUCAUACUACAACAAAACAUGAAAGGAAUAUAACAAGCAUUGACAUACUGAUUUUGACAUUUUCCUUUAUGAACAUGAUAGGAAUUGUUCAUUUGUUUCCGUCCUUAUCUUGUUUUUUUAUGGUAUGAUCCAUUAGUUUCCUGUGACUUUAGGACUGUUUAUAUGCAAUAUUUCUCAUACUCAACAGCCUACCCCCUUUUUAGCAUGAUGAGUGCUUCUGUCAUUAUGACAAAAGAGGAUGUUUGCUCUAGAAGACUAAUACAAUUAUACUUCUCUCAUCAUCUAGUUAUGUACAUUACAGUAGGAUCGCAAGAGACGCUUGACUUCUAUCUUGAGCUCAAUGUAAUUUGGUACGAAGAAAAUUGUUGCUAUUUUUUAACUGUUGCUCAAAGUAUAUGGAGAAUCGAGGUAUAAAUUAAAAUCACUCCUUUUUUAUCUUUUAUCAUUAUAUGCUGUUUAAUUGAUACCCGAGUUACUUAGUUUUGAAAUGUUUGGUUGAAAUAUUGGUACUGUACUUAUAUUAAAUGGUAUAUAAUGCAUGAAGAGCUAAGUUUGUUUCAUCUAAUUAUUUCACACUCCAGCAGUUUUGUAAUAUUUGUUUGCUAAUGCAGUUUGUCUUAGAGUAUUAAGUUUGAAUUUAGAAUUUAAUCCAAAACACUUAAGACUGAGGAGAAUUAGGCCAUCUGUCAACUUAUAUUCUUAGGUUCUCAGAUCUUCAGUUCUCACUACAAACAAAAAUUUUUAUUUUACCUUAAUAUAUAUAUCUAUGUUGAUAAUGUACCUGAAGUUAUGACUAGUCCACCUUAAACUGGAAUUUCACUUAUUUGUAAGUUGUGGAUUAUCAUCGUUCAAAUUGAAAUUGAAAUUAGAAAAAAUUACAGCUAUUUUUUCUGUAGACUUGGUUUGAAUUUUCCAUAUAUCAGUUUGUUUUAGGAUAUAAUACUUGUUGAACCUACUCAUUUUCCUAGUUAUUAUUAUUAUAUCAGGUUAUGAAGCUUAGGUACAUACGAAAGUUCUUUGCAUACUUCAAAUCUGUAUUUAAAAUUUUGUUAUAAAACCUAAUUUAUCCUUGUAUUGUGCAUGAAAUUAUAAGACUUCAGUACUUUUAAUGACACAUCUUGCACAAAGAUGCAUGAUGAAUUGGUACUCUUGGGAAGAAUUAAAGGGGUAAGGUGGUAACACGAUCUUAAAAAAACCACCAAUCUCCAUUAUUGGAAAUUAUUACUUGUGUAUAUCUGGCUUUAUUAACUUUUUCAUUAGUUACAAUGUAUGGCUUCAAUGAAUGUCUACUGUACAUGGAAUGUGUUUUUAAGCUGAUGAAUGCACUUGUCAAGAUUGUACCUCAUUUUCUUCAGCUAUGACUCCAGGAAGAGUAUGUACACAAUUCAGUGGUUGAAAAGAUCCAAGGUCUAAUUCCAGGCUCUCUCAGGAGUCUGAGAGGGUUGUGACUUUUUAUGAAUAUAAAGGUGGAGGUAGGUUAAAUGGCAAAACUUGCAUGCACCUACUUAGUAAUGCUGGAAGGAAUUAUUCAGUAUUUGGCAGCCUCCUUCAUGCUUCCACCAAAUGAUUAAAGCAACAAAAUUUGUGGGAAUUACAGUUACUGAUUACCAAUUGCUGUUGCUUAUGAAGCACAGAGCAAGAUUUUGAUAAAGUGGCAGGAACACAAUAGAAACUGUCUUAACACCAUUGGAAAGGUAAGUGAUACAGUAUUAUGUUAUUUUUAUGAAAUUUUGUUUUUAUGCCAAGACCAAUUGGAAGACAAGCCAGUUGCGUAAUCUACCCCCAUACCUAAUGUUAACAGUAAAAAAAAAAAAAAAAAUGGAAAAAGUCCAAAUUUAUUCAAAAGGAAGUUCUACACUUGUUUCUCAAGGGAUGGAAUUAUGUUGUGGGGGUGGGGGGGAAUCUUGAGUAGGAAUAUAUCAUCAAACCAGCUGUGAAAGGAAAGUAACAGUCAUAAUUGUGCAAGGUCAGUGUUGCUGAUUUCCUCGGAGAAAGAUAGAAAAUGACAGUGUCAUGGGAGUCGUGAGAACGAGGACACCAGAAAGGAAAAGGUAAAGGGACAGUGAGGCAGCUAAGUAGCAUAGAGGAGUUUCUAGACAAAAAGAAAGAUGGUUAUGGAAUAGGCAAAUUGAAGAUACCAUUUAGAAAAAUAUUUGACAGAGUGGUAUAGGCAUAAUGUAGUAGGGAGGGAAACAGUAAAUCAGGAAGGAGUAUAAGUAUUGUGAAGAAAUAGCUGGGAUUUAAAAAAAGAAAAAAAUAAAUCUUGAGUGAAAUAGGUUGGUUGAUAAAUAACUUGGACAUCCUUGAUAGAAGGUCAAGGUUAUGUGACAUAUAAAUUAAAGUUAUCUUAAAGUUUGGAAUGAAGUUUAUAAAAAAAAAAAAUUAUUUGCUUUAUUUAAAAUUCUGCAACAGUUUAUCAGAUAGCAUGCAACCAUGCACAUUUAGUUAAAAAGGCAAUAAAUAAAUGAUAACCCUAUUUUGAGUAAAAAAAAAAAUUGUUUAAAAAAGUCAUUAACCUUAUCUGAUUAUAAACUCUUUUCUGUGAAUAUUCAAAAUCUCAUGUGUAACAUGAUUUCUUAAAUACUGAAUACACUUUAAAGAACUUAGUAGGUUUGGGUCAGCCCAAUGAAAGUUGAGCAUGGUGGCAGAUUAAAAAAGAUAACAAUAAUAAUUAUAAUGAGAAUUUACAUAGUAAAAUGUUGUAGUAGUUAUUUUGAUAUCAGGCAUGUACAGCUUGGUGUAUGGUAUUUCAUGGGAUCAAAAUUAAUUUAUUGUUUUAAACUUAAUUUUUUCAGAAAGCCAAAGGUUAUGUUUUUCAUUGGCAUAUCUUUACCUCAGAGGAGGUUAUCGCUACUAGACAGUAAUCAUAACUUGUAUAUGACAUCUGAAUGAAGUGCGUAAAUUUUUCUUAAUUAAAAGUGUAAGUAAACCAUAGAAAAAAAAUAUGAAGCCACAGAUUCAUUCCUGUAUCGAGUCUCGGGCAUUCCGAGGUGUUGAGAUGUGUAUUUCUGGAGAUAGAAGUUCUCUCUCGACGUGGUUCGGAAGUUUGUAAAGCCGUUGGUCCCGUUGCUGAAUAACCACUGGUUCCAUGCAACGUGAAAACACCAUACAAACAGACAAACAAACCAUAUCUAUAGAUCAAUAUUUGCAGUUUUAUUGCUUUAAUCAAAUGAAUCCUGACUUUUGGGGAAUGUUGUUAACUGGCAAAAGUUAAAUUACAGUAAGUUAAAAACAUGUAUCAGUAAAUCAUGCAUAAGCAAGAAUAUAAGACUGUACCUGGCAAUAAGGUGCACCAAAUUUUCAGCUCGUGAAGAUUAAAUUUCUUUUCUUUUUUUCCCUAUAGUACGUAAUAACUGUAUUAUGUUGGUUGUAAUCCUAAUUUUACUCCAUAUUUUGUUCCAUUUGGGAUGUCAUGUUCAUGAUGUGAAAUGUUAUUCCGUAUUUCUAAUAUCUCUUAUUUUAGUGUUUAGUUUUCCUUUAUAUGAGAUAUAUAUUAUUAUAUAAAAUAAAAGCUGUGCAAGCCUACAUCCUUUACUGUGAAAGUCUUAAAAUACCACAUACCCCAUGUAUACCGAGACACUUUUGGCCAAAAAAAUUUCUGGCCCAACAUAGUUGGGUAGUUUAAGCCAUGUGUGUUACUUUGUAAACUGUACAUGUUUUUCAGUUUGUAUGUAUAUUCCACAAAAGUUUAUUUUAUAUUGAAAUUAAUGAACAUAAAGUUUUUAAAAACUGAGGAAAUGACAGUACAGUUGACCCCUGGCAUUCGGGGGCAGUUAGGGACCAGAACCGCCUGAGAGUGACUGAAAUCCGUGAAUACUUGAGACCCCAUCUAAAAAUGCUUAUAACUGCCUGUUUUAAUAGUUCAAAACACCAAAACCAUCUUAAACUAUCAUCCUAAAACACUUCAUUAAAUUACAGUCAUCAUCUUAAAACAUUAUCAUAAAAAAUAUAUGGCUUACAGGCAUGUGUGAACACUCCAACAACUGUUACUCUUACCUAGGUGAAAACUAAUCAAGCUACCCUUAUAUCUAGGCUUGCAUGUUUUCUUUCAUACAGCAUUCAAGCCUUAUGUUAUCUUUUAACUCUUAAAUGUUGAGCCGCUAUUUACCAAAGUGUGUCUUGUAUGCCGGCGGCGUUCGGAAAUUAGCGUCAAAGCGGAAAGAAAGUUUUUUUUUUUUUUUUUAAAUCACAGUAUGCUUAGUUUUCAAGAUUAGUUCAUUUUUGGCUCCUUUUUUGGUCAUUGCCUGAAGUUUAGUAUGCAACCAUCAUCAGAAAUGAAAAAAAUCUCCCAUAUAAAUAUUGGAAUAGUAGUAUAUGACAGCACCAAAAAAAAUGUCAUAUAUAAUUGCAUACAAAUCGCGCUGUGAGCAAAACGGUGAAAGCUAAAGAGUUAAUUUUUUUGUUGUAUUGUACACUAAAUUGCGAUGAUUUUGGUAUAUUACAAACUUUAAAACUAUCAAAGCAACACAGAGAAAAUAUCACAAAAUGAUGCAUGAAUUCGUAACGCGUGGACGUAAAUUUUUUUUUUUUUUUUUUUUUCAAAAA
Macrobrachium nipponense is the source of this 6581-nucleotide messenger RNA. RefSeq names its product transcription factor Dp-1-like. Gene Ontology annotation, biological process: regulation of transcription by RNA polymerase II; regulation of cell cycle. The transcript has 10 exons. Gene Ontology annotation, molecular function: RNA polymerase II transcription regulatory region sequence-specific DNA binding; DNA-binding transcription factor activity, RNA polymerase II-specific. Gene Ontology annotation, cellular component: nucleus; transcription regulator complex. Lineage: Eukaryota; Metazoa; Arthropoda; Malacostraca; Decapoda; Palaemonidae. The record is from RefSeq and is a predicted model, not a curated record. Bases 1 to 1641 code for a protein of 546 amino acids.